Molecule: messenger RNA, 5624 nt
Organism: Siniperca chuatsi (mandarin fish)
Lineage: Eukaryota; Metazoa; Chordata; Actinopteri; Centrarchiformes; Sinipercidae
Gene: mcm10
Product: minichromosome maintenance 10 replication initiation factor
Exons: 18
Coding region: 277-3018 (913 amino acids)
Biological process (GO): DNA replication initiation; DNA replication
Cellular component (GO): nucleus; replication fork protection complex
Molecular function (GO): DNA replication origin binding; single-stranded DNA binding
Source: RefSeq, a predicted model, not a curated record
AGAUUUUCUCCCUCGCUCUGAGUGCAGGUUGUAAAGACUUAAAGAUAGGCUUAAUGUGUCUUUAUUUUAUUUUAUAAAAUAUAACCCAUGACUUGUACAUAGCAAAGAGUAGUGCUAAUUACUGGAAAAUAAGGAAUAUAUUGACAGGUUGGACGUAGUUGUAAAAUCCGUCAAAGUUGCAUUGGAGCUAGCAAAGGACACAAAACUGUAACGUUAACACUAGAACCCGAGGUCACCAGGUCAUCUGAAAUUAGCACCAUCGUUAACGUUUCUAAAAUGGACAGUGAGGAUGAUCUGGACAUUUUGACGGCCCUGCUGGCCGAGAGCGAGGGCGUCGGAGAAGAACAGGACAGUCAGGAGCAGGCAGACGACUUGGACGGCCUGUUUGACGAUGACAAUGAUGAGGAGGAGGAGUACAAAGAGGGCGUCGAGGAGGAAGGGCAAGAUGGGGCAACAGAAGACGCAGUGUCAGAUCUCUUUGGUGAUGUGGAUGACAUUGAAAAUGAAGAGAAAGACACUAAAAGAAAAGAGAGUGGAGGAGAAGCCUGUGAGAGCCUGGACAGGUCCAAGGAGGAUUUACAAGAGGAGCUGAGGCGCAUGCAGGAGCAGAUGCAGCGGUUGCAGCAGCAGCUGGAAGCAAGCCAGAAGGUUUCCGCCUCAUCUUCUGCUCCAGCUACGACUGCAGGGAGAUCAGCUGGUCCCAAACCAAUGACCCCCAAACCGACACCCCCUCGACAGCCGACUUCCAAACUGAGCCAGGCCAAACCAGCCACUACCACACAGAAGACCAAGACACAAGCAGCAGCAACAUCUUCAUCCACUCCGGUCAGAAGAGAGAGUCUGAAGCUCCAGGAGUCCUCUGACUUUUUUGAUCAGCUGAAUAAUGCUGACUCCUUCAAACGCAAACCCAGGGUAGCUCACCAUCCCAAACCCAGCACAUCACCAGAAGACAGAGGGCCACUGGUGGAGAUUAAGAUUGGCAGCUCCUUCCAGCCAAUAGCGAGCACCAGCAAGGUUUACAAUCCUCUGUGUUCACCUCCACCUUCUCAGAGCACAGCUGCAGGACAGCCUAAACCUUCUCCUCUUCCUCCCCUUCCUAAAGAUGUGGCUGUUGAGAAGUAUUCAGGACUGCGUCUCAGAAAACCACGGGUUUCCUCCAGUGAGAUGGACCGCAAGAUGGCUGACCGCCGUCUGAUCCGUCUGUCGCAGGUGCCGGAGCGUUUGGCUCGGGAGAAGCUGGAGGACAGCGACUGGGUGACCUUCGCAGUGCUGGUCAACAAGGUCACGCCACAGAGCAGCAGCAGUGGCAAAACCUUCAGCAUCUGGAAACUGAACGACCUCCAUAACCUGGAAGUGUUUGUGUCUCUGCUCCUGUUCGGCGACGUCCAUAAAGAGCACUGGAAGACGGAGCCGGGCACUGUCAUCGGAAUCCUCAACCCUAACCCCAUGAAGCAGAAAGAUGGAUAUGACGGGGUGAGCCUGACGGUCGAUCACCCACAGAAGGUGUUGCUGAUGGGUGAAGCUCAGGACUACGGCACCUGCAAGGCCAUGAAGAAGAACGGAGACCCCUGCUCUCAGAUCGUCAACAUGUACGAGUGCCAGUUUUGUCAGUAUCACGUCAAGGCCCAGUAUAAGAAGAUGAGCUCAAAGAGGGCCGAGCUGCAGUCGUCGUUUUCUGGAAAAGCUCCCAACAAGGUGAAGGGGAAGGGGAAGGGCGGCAGCCUGAGAGAGCGGCUGUGUCAGGACGGCUUCUACUACGGCGGUGUGUCCUCAGCCGCCUGCGCCUCGUCACUAACGGCAUCCAAACCGAACAAAUCCACCCAGAAGACUCUGGACAAGCUGUUUGUGAAAGGCUCGGCUCAGCUCGUCGAUCAGGCCAAGAGGCUGGCUGUGCAGUCCGGUGAAGUUUCAGGUUGUUCAAAUGAAUUUAAGAGCCUGAUGUCAGUGCCGACACCCGGAGCUCUGCAGCUGAAGAAGCACUUAGCACAGGGCAGCCAAACAGUCUCCAGAGAUGCAGCUGGAGUUCCAAUUCAGUCCAUUUCAGCCUCAGACCUGCUGAAGCAGCAGAAACAGAAGCAGCGGGAGCUUCAGCAGAACCGCCGGCGGAGGGCAGACGAGAUCCAGAAGAGGGUGCUGCAGAGCUCAGCUGGGCCCAGACCCGGGUUGUCGUCGUCCUCCUCACUUGGCCGGGGUGGUCUGAUGUCCCCGAAAGCAGCUUCUGAGGUCCCCAAGGCCACCCAAAGCCCUGCGGCUCCCCACGCCCCCACGCUGGGCCGAGGCUUCUCUGAGGGUGAAGACAUCCUCUUCUUUGAAAACAGCUCGCCCCUGGCGCCCGCCCCCAGCACUCUCAGCCUAUCAGCCGCCAAGCUGGCUGCUCUGAAGAAGCUGAGAGCGAAAGGGGCGGGGCUUGAAAAGGAAGACCCCAACGCUGUAAAGAGGAAGAGGAGUAACGACAGUGAGAUCAACGCCCGAGUGGAGAAGAAUCUGACCUCACCCAAGGGUGAGUCAUCCAGUGUUGAGGAUGAGGAACCGGCCCAGAAGAAGAAGCGAGAUCAACUCCUCUACGUGCAGUCAGAGGAGUUUCAAAAGAUCCUCAACGCCAAAUCUUGCCACGGGGUUGUACUACAGGCGGCGGAGUACCAACUGCAGGAGCGCUACUUUGAUGCUCUGGUGAAGAAGGAGCAGAUGGAGGAGAAGAUGAAGGGCAUCAGAGAGAUGAAGUGUCGUGCUGUUACCUGUAAAAAGUGUAGUUACACCUACUUCAAGCCGGCGGAUCGUUGUGUGGAGCAGAAUCAUGAUCUGCGGUGGCACGAUGCCAUGAAACGUUUCUUCAAAUGUCCGUGUGGACAGAGAGCCAUCGCUCUAGACAGACUGCCCAACAAACACUGCAGUAACUGUGGUCUGUUUAAAUGGGAGCGUGAUGGGAUGCUGAAGGAGAAAGCUGGACCAAAGAUCGGUGGAGAGCUUCUCCAGCCCCGCGGAGAGGAGCACGGCAAGUUCCUCAGCAGCAUGAAGUGACAGCACCAAGCUGCUUGUUGAGGGAACAGUGUGUAUUUUUAUGUUUGUAAUUUAAGUGUCUUAGUAGCAUUUUUACAUUGUGUAUGAAUUAUGUUUAAUGUUUUAUUAUUGGUUAUGGAGAUUUGAAUGUCUGUGAUAAUAUUGGACAUGCUGAACAUAAGCUGAUUAAAGUAAUAAUUUGCAACAUUUCAUGUCAAAUAUCUGUUUCUACUCAGCUGAUAGAACACUGUAGUAAUGAAAAGCUGAGCACACAGAUCCUGGUGCAAAUCUGGAAAGUAUGGAAUCACUUAAUACUGAUUUAAAGUAUGAUGGCAAACGUUUUUUCCAAUGUAAUGAUUAGUUUCUGGACUGGGCUUAAUAGUCCUUUUUCCCAAAAGACCUUCUGACAUGUCACAGUAGGAAAAGCACCGGUUUAAAUAAUAGAAUUAAUGAUGGCUGAAUUCCAUUUGCGUGUCUGCUUCAGUUUCAUCUUGCUAUUGUGAAUGCUGGCUCACUGUCAUGGCUAACAGGGACACAGAACUGAGCCUUUGUUAAUGUUAUUAUGAACACCUGUGCUUUUCCUACUGUGACAAGUCAGAAUGUCUGCUGUGAAAAAUGGCUGUGAUGUAAGAUACAAGCUUAAAUGUAAACCCAACUUCAACUCUAUAUAUUCAAAUGCUUCUUGCCUUUAAUAUACAGUAUGAAAACCAGCAUGUUCCUCAAGUGAACAUAAACAACAAAUAUUACUCAAUCUGAAAAAUAAUCCAUGGAACAAUGGUGUCUUCUAGUUAUGUCCUGCUGCACUGGAUGGUGGACAGCUACUGUUAAGUCUGAGCAGAAAAAGUUUCAGCCAUCUAAAACAUCAAUGUUUUUUUUUUUUUUUAUUCUGUCAGAAUCUCAGAAUCUUCUUUCUGUAGUCAACCUUCUGCAUCAAAAUUUAGGAAUCAUACAAUGCAUCGGAGAAGAGACUUUAGAAUGCAUACACCCACAUAAUGUGAAGCACAUUGAAGACAGAUUGAGUUAUGGGGAUGUGAUUAAAGCAGCCUUUUCUUACCUCCUGCUCGGGUUGUUGAAAGGUACCCUGGGAAAUGUAGGAACCCACUGAAGUAUAAAGAUGAGGCAGGUUGCUUAUAUAACAAUAGUACUUAACAGCACUUGUUUAUUAUAUCAAUAGGAAGUUAUUACAUUACUGCCUUUAAGAAGCCCACUUACUGUUUCAUAUUUCUUUAACAGUAGGAUAUUUGGGUCGUAGGGUCUGAACCAGUCAUCUAGGACACAAACAUCUUCUAACACACUCCAUGUGUUGCCGUGAUGACUGUUGAGGCCAGGUGGCGCUCACUCAAGUCUGCGAGCCAAUCCACGUGGCCUUGAACAGAACACUUCUGAGGUGGAAACAGUACAUAAAAUAAGGCUUUUGGAUUGGAAGCUGUGUGGUAGCAAGUACAGAGUGCCAUGCCACAUCAUUUUGAGCAUUUCAUUUGUGCUCAUUAUCCCAUUGCUACUUCUUCUCCCCCCCCUCCAUCUCCUCUGUCUCUCCUUUGCCCAGUUUGUGUCUAAUAUUUCCACUCUGGAAUGUGACUUUCAAUUCAGCCUGAUGACUUCUGCAGCUCUUCUCUUUUAUUCCACACCGCCUCCCUCCCUUUAAAUACUCCAAAUACCAGACAGUGCUAGUGCGAGUUUAAACACAUCAGUGGUCUGGGAAUCAGGAAACUCAUCUUCAUUUGUCAUUUUGACUUAAAGACAUUAAGUCAUUUUGGUAACACUUCAGAUUACAGCCCACAACGUACAGCGUAAUUACUCCAGAGUUACGGUGUAAUCUUUUGUACUAACAGUGUGCCAGUACAGUAUGUACCAGUACAAAUACUGUAUGUAGGUACUGGGGAACAAGAUGUGAAGUUAUGGAAUAAGGGGGUAACAAUGCGGGAUCUUACAAAGAACGUAUACUGUAGUUAUUUGUAACAAGGGGAGAACUAACAGUGCUUUAGAUUACAGCCUGCAUACCCUGUAGUUACUCUGUAACUAAAUGUAACAAGGGGAGAACUACCACAGCCUAUACUGUAACUAUAAAUUCUCUCUAAAUUCCUCCCAAACAUCCAGAUUAUUGCUCAAUAGGUCAUACUUACCCUGUAAUAAUAGAAUAGGUACCCAGAAGUUAACAAACAACUACACUACAGUAUAAGUUCUAUGUAAUAUCCCACAUUGUUACCCCCUCAUUCCAUAACUUCACAUCUUGUUCCCCAGUACCUACAUGUAUAUUAUAUGUAUGCAUAUAUUGGUAUGUAGGCCUAGUGUGUUUGUACAAAAGAUGACACCAUAACUCUGGUGUAAUUAUGCUGUACAUUGCAGGCUGUAAUCUAAAGCGUUACCGUUGUUUUCUUUGCAAAAAUAAACUGCCAAAACAAGUCAGUUGUUAAUGUAAGAGACUGAUUUAUUGCUGCUAAUGCCUCAGGCUGACAUAAAGGACACUGUGUAGCUGGUAUGUACAUGUAAAAAAAAGCAGUAAAAACAAGCAUGCAAAACAUAUAACCUCCAUUCAAUAUGAUAUAGUGUAGUUUACAAUACAAAAACUGCACUUUUAAUACAUUUUACAGUUUGACAUGGAGACACAUUGCGCAAUUUAUUUUUAU